Menidia menidia (Atlantic silverside) is the source of this 792-nucleotide messenger RNA. Lineage: Eukaryota; Metazoa; Chordata; Actinopteri; Atheriniformes; Atherinopsidae. The record is from the annotation of a GenBank genome assembly.
AUGAACGGGGAGGGGGAGGUAGAGCUAACAGAGGUGAAGUGUCCGGUCCACGAGUCCAGAGAGGUCGAGCUGGAGCUACUCUCUGACCCAGCCGCCGGCUGCACAUUUGAAGAGGAUUCGGAUCCUAAUCUGUGUGACUUCACCCAAGGGGAGGAGGAUGACUUUGACUGGCUGUUGUAUCGGACAUACAGUUCACCCUUUGCCAGCUCCGACCUCCUGAAGGCCCGCGGUCCGGCAGGACCAUGCUCCGAGUCCAUUCCUUUUGUUCUGUUUCUACCCAGCCACGCACACUCCCAGGUGAUGGGUAGGUUUAACAACAUAAUUGAUGCUCUGGGAGCUCGCUCGGGAUUGCAGCCAAGUAAACUGUCUUGGUGGACCUCCUUAACUCAGAUCGGUUGCGUUUUAAAAAUGGGAAUGAAACGUCGCGGGGAUCUCCUGUGGGAGCGCGCCGCCGCCACCAUCUGCUCAGAAAUGCAGCGCCCCAUGCCCCUCUGGGACCCAAGUUCAUACUUUAGAGGCCCCGCUGGGGAAACUGGUUGCGACUCCAAAGAUUUGCAGAGCAGAUCCUGCUGCACCGCCGCGCUCACAGACAGGCUUAUGAUGGGAAUGAGGAUGGUGGCACACGCCCUGGCGUACAUGAUGACACGCAGCACAGACCUGGAUCCUGCACCACGCGGCGUGGCCACAGAGGGCCUGCAUGCUCGGGCUGCACAGCCACCAUCUUAUGAAAUGAAAACACUCAAGAGGAUCAGCUUAGCGGCUUUUGUGCGACUUUUAAGGCGGCGCCGUUAG